Messenger RNA from Phialemonium atrogriseum, 1071 nucleotides. RefSeq names its product beta-lactamase-like protein. The transcript has 2 exons. Bases 1 to 1071 code for a protein of 356 amino acids. NCBI's taxonomy places the organism in Eukaryota, Fungi, Ascomycota, Sordariomycetes, Cephalothecales, Cephalothecaceae. The record is from RefSeq and is a predicted model, not a curated record.
AUGAGCGCAAACGAUCACAUUCACCUGGACCCGGCCCAGCGCAAGCCCCAUUUGAAGGACCAACCAACCACGUCCUCUGCGCCGGCGUCACUGCCUCUGGGGAAGCAACAUAGCCAUCCGCGGGGAUCGACGGGCGACGAGGAUGCAAUCGUUUUCUUCAUCGGCAACGCCACCACCGUCCUGGAAUGGAAUGGGGUCCGAAUCCUCACAGACCCGAACUUCCUGCACGCCGGCGACCACGUCCACCUGGGGCCGGGCGUCUCGGGCAAGCGGCUGAAGAGCCCGGCCGUCGACUUGCAUGAGCUGCCGCCACUCGACUGCAUCUUGCUCUCGCACUACCACGAGGACCACUUUGACAGGAUGGUCGAGGGCUCUCUGAGCCGCGACUUCCCCAUCAUCACCACGCCCCACGCCAAGAAGUGCCUGACCUCGGACAGAAAUGAGGAUGACCCAUUCACCUCGGUGCGGGCCCUGGACUUCUUCCAGAGCGUGAUGCUCUAUGUCGACGGAACUGACAGCGGCAGCAGCGAUGGCAAGGCCGCCAAGACACCUGUCAUCAAGGUCACCGCCACGCCGGGCAAGCACGUUCCCCCGGGCCUACUCUCCAUGGCCAACGACCUCCUGCACGCCGUACCACCAACAAACGGAUAUCUUUUGGAGUUGGGCUACAGCCCCUCCCCGCCUCCAGCACGGCCCACCGCAGCACCUGAGUUGAGCCCCGACGGCUACCGCAUCUACAUCUCGGGUGACACGCUGUUCGUGGACGAGCUGAGGGAGAUACCCGAGCGCCUGGGCCGGGGCCGCAUCGACCUGAUGCUGGUGCACCUAGGCGGCACCACCAUCCCCAGCCCGUCGGCGCCGCUGGUCAUGGUCACCAUGGAUGCCGAGCAGGGGCUGAAACUGAUGCGUCUUAUGGACCCGGAUGUGACGGUGCCGAUCCACUUUGACGACUAUGACCUGUUCCUGUCGCCGCUUUCGGACUUCAAGGCCGGGGUUUCGGAGGAGGGGUGGGAUGGCCGGGUGGUCUAUCUGGAUCGGGGGGAGCAGUAUCGGUUCAAGGUCAGGGAGUGA